UGAAAAUGUGUUUAUGUUUACAUUUUGGUGGCAGAUUAGAUGUCAAGUUCCUAGCAGAUGUUCUAUUUAAUUAGUGAUUGCUGUCGGAAAGGAAUGAGACGGUACAAAGAGUGGAAUUUUCCAUAGAAAAUGUCUGAAUACACAUCUUGGUCUUUGGACUCUGAGCAAGCUUUUGAAGUCUUAAAUUUAAAAAACAUAGCAACAUGGACUUGCUGCUUGGCAAUGAUGUUUGGAGGUGUGAUACCCUACAUACCACAAUAUAAAGAGAUAAAAAGAACUGAUAACUCUGAUGGAUUCUCUACUUAUGUAUGCCUUGUUUUACUUAUUGCAAAUACCCUAAGAAUAAUAUUCUGGUUUGGCCAUACUUACGAGCUUCCAUUACUAUGUCAGAGUAUUAUUAUGAAUAUUGCCAUGCUAGCAAUGAUGCAUCUGUGUGUUAAAACUAGAAACAAAGCACUCAUUAUUCCUUCCAAGUCAAGGCUUUUUUCAGAUUUCGAUGCACAUUACUUUUGGGAGUGGACAGACUUUUUAAGCUACUUGGAAUUUAUGGCCACUUUUACUGCUGUGAUAGGCAUAUUCAUGUACUUGUGCUUAGAAAUUGUUCUAAUUGUAGAGAGCAUUGGAUUUUUUGCUGUAUUUAUUGAAGCUCUUUUAGGAACGCCACAAUUUUACCGAAAUCUUAAGAAGAAAUCAACUCUUGGAAUGAGCAAGAAAAUGGUGUUCCUGUGGACAUUUGGAGAUGUUUUUAAAACUGUGUACUUUGUUGUACGUGAAGCACCUAUCCAAUUCUGGAUCUGUGGUAUUUUACAAGUGAUUAUAGACUUCUGCAUUUUGCUGCAAGUACUUCUCUAUCGAACUUCUCCUAGUCCUGUCAUUCAGACUGUCAAACUACUUCUGAAAGAAGAGUCCCAUACGAAUUGAAAGUGCAAUAUACCCUGUGACUUACCAAAGAAAAAGUGUUUUACUUUUAUAUGUUUUUUGUGCAUUAUUUAUGACAUUUGCUUGAUGCAAUUUCAA
Messenger RNA from Uloborus diversus, 1017 nucleotides. Its product is annotated as solute carrier family 66 member 2-like. Gene Ontology annotation, cellular component: endosome; trans-Golgi network. The transcript is spliced from 5 exons. Gene Ontology annotation, biological process: phospholipid translocation; retrograde transport, endosome to Golgi. The record is from RefSeq and is a predicted model, not a curated record. The coding region runs from base 130 to 921 and encodes 263 amino acids. Lineage: Eukaryota; Metazoa; Arthropoda; Arachnida; Araneae; Uloboridae.